Molecule: messenger RNA, 1619 nt
Organism: Vitis riparia (riverbank grape)
Lineage: Eukaryota; Viridiplantae; Streptophyta; Magnoliopsida; Vitales; Vitaceae
Product: E3 ubiquitin protein ligase RIE1-like
Exons: 5
Coding region: 189-1256 (355 amino acids)
Source: RefSeq, a predicted model, not a curated record
ACUUGGUGGGAGAGUAGUUUUUCCCAAGGUUCCCACAUCUACCGUUCAACACACAGCUGCAAAGCGUCCAAAGGCUCCAGACUUUCCCCAAAACCCCCCAUCAAAAAAUUCACAAUUAUGGUUGUCCAGUCACCUGCAUCAUCGUCGUCGUCUUCUUUUUCUUCUCUCUGCAAGUCUUACUAUUAACAAUGUCUGAGACCUCCACGACCACCGGCACAACUGCGCCCCUGCUCCGACCACGUCAGGGCACCGCCGAGGAGUCCGCCAGGCCUACUACGCUCGCGCUUCUCAUGGGUCGGGCCACGGGCCGGCGGGGUCCCUCGAUGCUGGUCAGGGAGACGGCGGCGCGUGAGCUGGAGGAACGGCGUGCCGACUGGGGUUACUCCAAGCCGGUGGUGGCUCUGGACAUGAUGUGGAACAUGUCCUUCGUGAUCGUUUCGAUUGUCAUGCUGAUUUGCACGGCGCGUGAGAGGCCCAACACCCCGAUUCGGCUCUGGAUCUGCGGCUACGCGUUGCAGUGCGGGGUUCAUGUGGUGCUGGUGUGGCUCGAGUACCGGAGGAGGAAUAGGCGGCGGGUUCGCGAUGAGGAACAGCAGCAGCAGCUGCAGCACUCAGAUUCCGAUGUCAAUGAUAGCGAGGACGAGGAUGGCAAUUCGAGCGCUUCGGGGGGUUUCAAUCAGUCGAGUGUCACCAAACGGUGUGAAUCAGUGAAUACAAUGGCAUCAUUUCUCUGGUGGAUAGUUGGCUUCUAUUGGGUGGUCUCUGGUGGUGAAACCCUCCUGCAAAAUGCUCCUCGUCUCUACUGGUUGGCUGUGGUAUUUCUGGCAUUUGAUGUAUUCUUUGCCAUCUUUUGUGUUGUUUUGGCAUGUUUGAUUGGGAUUGCUCUUUGCUGCUGUUUGCCUUGCAUUAUUGCAAUUCUUUAUGCUGUUGCUGGCCAGGAAGGUGCAUCUGAGGCAGAUCUCAGUAUGCUUCCGAGAUACAGGUUUGAAGCGAACAAUGAAGAAAAGUCUGGUGUAGGAGCAGGCACAAUGAUUCCCACAGAAACGAGCAGUGGAUACUUGGCAAAUGAACGCAUUCUUUUACCUGAGGAUGCGGAAUGCUGUAUAUGUCUCAGCUCAUAUGAGGAUGGAGCAGAGCUGCAUGCACUCCCCUGCAACCACCAUUUCCAUUCUACAUGCAUUGCGAAAUGGCUCAAGAUGAAUGCGACAUGCCCCCUCUGUAAGUACAAUAUCCUCAAAGGAAGUGAACAGAUUUGAAGAAGAGAAGGGAAACCUGCAAAUAGCCUGAUUCAUCUCCGCACUAUCCUUGUGCACAGAAGAAAUCAAGGCAGAAAAACUCUGGCUUCUCCGAUACAUUUAUUAGUUUGGGCUUCAUCAUGUGUUCUCUAGCCUUUUGAAGUUGCCUUGAUACUUUUUCUUUGACUCUUUAUGAGUUGUUUCACACUCUUGUGCAAAAACUGAGUGAACAAUUUGCAGGCUUUGUUUUAUGCUUGUUGGCAUUGUUUUGUAGUUAAUCUGCAGAAAGGAAAUGGCUUCAAAUAUGUAGUAGUAUGAAUAUUAAAGCUAAUUAUACAUAGUCUUGCGAUUCUGGACAUUAGGGAUAAUGAAAUGGUUUUUUCA